CUGUCUUGGAUGUUGGAUUUGUAAAAACGGGUACAUCUGCGAGUCGCUGUAGGGCGCCGCCGUCCGACAUGUCUUGUUUACGGUGAGGUCGGAAUACUACCCCGCGGUCCAGCUCAACGUCUCAGAAUAAACUUCCGUCCCAGAGAUCAUAAAAGAGAGAGAGAGAGCGAGCAAGGGGAUGUUGACUUAUCCCUCUGACUCACUCCCUCAGAUAGUUUGUCCAAUGGAUGAAGAUGCCAUUCCCCCAAACCCUUUCUGUAGUGCACCUCCCCACAGUGAACCUUCACCACCUCUCCUCCCCCUUUCCUCCAUCACUCCCAGCUGUGCAAAUGAUGGAAUAUCUGGACACAGAAGGAGUGGUCGUAUUCAAGGGAUCAGAGCUCAGACACCUAAAAAGCAGAGCAGCACAGACAGUGGAGCGACUCAGAAACCGUCCAGACAGAAUCCAUCCCUCACCAAGAGACAAAGGGAGAGUGGAAGCAUGGUGCAAGUGUCGCAGUCCAAGCAGCAGAGAGUUGAAAACACAUAUGUACAUGAGAAGCAAAAUGAGGAUGAAUUUGAUUUUACUUUUGCAGCGGAGUGCCAAAAUAAGCAAAAGGACCAGAGAAGCCCCCAGAAGAAACCAAAUGUCUCUGCUGCAGAAAAUGUAGUUGAGCAGGUGGCUGACAACACCACACAGAAUCUUGAUGCUACUAAAUCUGACGUGGAUCCAUGCGAAGGCUUGGCUGUUGGACACAGUGUUGAAAAUGCAUCUGGCCCAAAGGGAUGGGUGAUUGGCCCGUUGUUUCAGUCAUUCAAGUCGAAGAUGGCCAGUUUCACAGAGAUCGUCAUGAGUCCCGUUAAACUCUUCAGAGCUAAUAGUCCUCCACUGUCCAUGGACCAUCCAGACAGAUUCAUUGAAUGUGAACCGCAGGCCGAUGGAUCAUCUGAUGUUGAGCCAAGCAACAUGUUUCAGCCAGUAGAGCAAAGUGAGAAUGAAAAUCAGGAGGCUGAAGCUAAUCAGCAGAGGCUUAGUGAUGUAGCAGAAGAACAAAACACAAAAACUGGUGCUCUUAAAUAUUCUAAAAAAAUUAGUGUUUGGUGUGGAGUUGUCAACACACAGCUCUGAACAGGGAGAUGAAUGUGCAAUAACCCAGAAGGAAACAAACUCACCUGAUUCUGUGCCUUUGCAAGACAGUCCCUCAGAAUCUGCUGGGUCAGUUAUUAGGUCCUCAAUACUGUUACAGGCCUCCAUCAACUCAAGUGCCUCACCUGCAUCCAAGUCAAAGAUAUCCAGUGCAGUGAAGGAGCAAGGACAAGCAGGCUGUCCGGCUGAAACCACUGCCAAGAAAACGUACAGGAAAUAAAAGAAAUAUCUCUAAGCCUCUUUUGUCUGAAGUCAAAGAGGCAGAGUCUGACCCAGAGGUCAGUGAUGAGCAGCUCUCUCAGAGGAACUCAGUCAGAUCACACCAAGCUGACUCAAGUGAUUCUGGCAAAACUCAGUCGUUAUCUUCUUCAGACUGUUACACUCAGCUGGGGACAGACUGUCUUCAGCCUGAUGAUGAUGAUGUUAGCAAGAAAAUAGAAAGUUGCAGCUUAGUUAGACAAAGCCUCUUGAAUAACUUAACCGAUGGUGCUGAUGGAAGGACACUGGAGUCCACUCUGGACACCCAGCAGCUGGAAAAUCACCUAAACCCUGACACUUUUUCAUCUGUAGGUCUUGGGAGAUCAAAAAGGGGGCUGAAACUGUCCUGUCAUUCCCAAGAACCAGUGAAGAGGAAAAAGCUGACAGGAGCUGUAUGUACAGAGGAUACCCAAAACCAAGAGUUCUCAAACGUGGCUUUAGAUAGUGGAAUAUUGAGAGGACAAAGACCACCAAGAAAGGAAGUCAUGUCAACAACUACUGUUGUAGAUAGUGAAGAAAUGAAGCCUGUCAGAAAAAGACAGGCUGUUUCAACGAGAUCAAAUAGGAAAGGAAAAGGUGGACAAGAAAUGCUUCCAAUGAUAAAUGAAGCAGUGUUAAGUGCACAGACUGAAAGUUCCCCUGAUGCUAUGUUGGUUUGCUCCCUGGAUAAAAGCAGUGGUGUGUCAGUGAACAGCAGCAGCAGCAGCAAGACAAAGCCUGGUGGUUCAUGCAAAAGACUUAAAACAAGAACAGGUCUGGGUGAACCUGAUUUGAACAUAGACAGUAUGGAUCUGGAAACCACCGUAGCCAUCACUUCUACCAGACAAACCCAGCAGGAGCCGUUAUCAGAAGCGCUCAUCCGUCCUAUAACGAAGCAGCUACAGAGCACGAGCAGGAGCAGGAAUAUAAACAAGAAACCACCACUAAAACGGAAAUCGCCAGUCCGAAGCGAGUUCAGUGACAGAAUCAGACAGCACUUUGGUUUCUACCUCUUCAGAACUAUCAAUGAAGCCAUUAGAACUCACGCCCACAGAUUUUAAUACCUCUGUGCCCGUUGAAAGAGAGGAGGACUUGAAAACAGGGCUGAACCAGCCGUCCAAGAGAUCGAAGAGGGGUUUUAGAGGUGCUGUAAAAUCUACCAGAGUCAGAUGGGACUCAAGAGACAAAGCAAUGUAUCAACAAUUCUCAUUUGAUAACCAAAGAAAGCCAGUCUAAAGAAGGCAAAGGUAAAAUCUCAACAGACCCUGUAUAUUUUGAAAUGACACCUUUUGAGAGUAAUCACCAACCUGUUCCUUCACCCUCCCAGCCUCUUUUAGAUUGUUGUGUACAGUUAAAUAAUGAUGUUAAGGAAGUCGUAGAUGAGAAAGAAAAGACUGCUGCUUCUGUGGCAGAUGAGGUGUCACCCACUGAUGCUGAGGAUAGUAAUCACAGCAGCAUUAGUGUCUCUAGGCCGAGGUCUAGUGCAAGAAGAGUUAACAUUAAGCCAAGGCGAGCAGAUAACAAAAGGAGAAGGUGUCUAGUUUUGCAUAGUAGGACACAUAAAGAUGAAGAGAUGACAAACUCGAUCGCUAUGGAUGAUGCAGAUCUGGGUACAGGGAGUACUCGCUCAUCAGAAAACGGCUUUUCAAGGCGCCUGUUACGCAGCUACUCGUGCCCAGAGAUCCCCUCCCUCCGUCCUCAUGACACACCAUGGACUUCUUCUCUGCACUCACCACAUCACAGCAGGACUCACACGUCACACCAGCAUCAGUCUUCCCACACUCCGUUGGUCUCUCACGCCCACAAAUCCGUUCGGCGGGCCCGUCGACACACAGUCUGCAGUGUGGAGGUGGAGAGGGAGAUCGCCCCUCUGUGUCUCCGUAAGGAGGUGUACCCAUCCAGGAGAUCUGCCCCGUAUGACGGCGUCACCCAACACCUGUCUCCUUGUCUCGCACUUUCUCCCAGCACUUCUCUCUCAGUUCUGGCGUCCUGUUUCCUUUCUAGCCCCCUUGCUUUCCUUUCCAAGAAAGGCGACAGCACUGGAGCUGCUGCCAGCCCCAGCACUUCCAGCCGUGUUUCGUCUCCCACCUCUUCUUUUUUGACAUCCCCACUGAGCUCCUCCACGUGGCACCUCCCACGAUUCCUCCAAAGAGGCGACUCCUCUCGUGCUGCCUCAGAUUCGAGUAGCAGCGGGAAUCCCUUGGAGUGUGAGGCUGAGAGAAGACAACAGAGUGAGGAGGAGGAUGAUGGUGAAGACACAAGCUCGUCCAGUCAGGAGUAUGAAGAUGCUGGGUUGAGAGAGGAGAAGGCUCUGUCUGAUUCUGAAAUCAAGGUGGUGAAAAAGCACGAGGAACGAGGGAAGGUGUCGUCUAUCAGAAUUAGGAAAACUUUACCCAAACCUCAGAACAACCUGACACCCAUGGGCCUGCCCAAACCCAUCAGGCUGAAAAAGAAGGAGUUUAGUUUGGAAGAAAUUUACACCAACCAGAAUUUCAGCAAACCCCCUGAAAGCCGGCUGGAGACCAUAUUCGAGGUGCCUCUCAAUCGCCGGAAUGGUUCUGAGUCGUGGUUUGGCCAGAGGCGUGUGAAACGAUUUUUAGAGUUCCUGGAGGUCGGUGAGGCCAGAAAACCAAAGAAGCCACUUGUCGGCGUGGGAAAGCCAGGCGUUUCAUCUUCCAGGACCAGACGAGGGGGCUUCACUAAAGACGAACCGUCCCUCAGCGCGCAGGAUGUGGACUCGCUGCUCUGUGCCAAGCUCGAUCAGCUGAAUUUGUGGUUGAUAAACGAUCAGAAAGACAGUUGACAGAUGCCUCCAACAUGGCGAUAAUUUAGCAGCCUUUCAAAAAAAACUGCAGUGCUGUUUGUACAACUGUAACGUAUUUUCAACUUGAAGAUUUCCAUGGGAGUCUUCCAGCGCUUACUUUUGUUUUUUGUUUUUUGUCAGCACAAUCAGUGUAUAAAUGUUGUGGUGACAAGUUAUUAUUGAAGAAUUCUGUAGCAUUUGUAGCCUGCAAGUUGAAGAACAAUACAUCAUAGCACCAGAAAUGUAUUCCAUCCUAGAAGUGUGUUAUAAACAUACUGGUUAAAGGCAUUAUAAAAUUGCUUUAUUAUCAUUGAGCACUCAAA
Messenger RNA from Lates calcarifer (barramundi perch), 4489 nucleotides. RefSeq names its product proline rich 14 (gene prr14). NCBI's taxonomy places the organism in Eukaryota, Metazoa, Chordata, Actinopteri, Centropomidae. The record is from RefSeq and is a predicted model, not a curated record. The coding region runs from base 2643 to 4166 and encodes 507 amino acids. The transcript is spliced from 11 exons.